AUGACGGACCGCGACGGUCAUCGAUUAGGCGGCCGACGGCCUCUCUACGCAAGCUAUGGCUUCGCCUUCGCAAUAUUGCUGCUACUCCUGCGUCCCCUGCCCGCGUGCUCCCAGCAGUUCAGCUUCGACCUUUUUGACAACCUCCUGGCCAACAUGAGCCCCCCCGGUUCCAGCAAGAAAAACAACGGUAAUAACGGUAACAACGAGAACGGUAACAAUAUCCACAACAACAAGGAGCCGGGUGCUCCUCCAACGAGGCGCCUGACCCUCCAAGGCGCCAUGGACCACUUGCGGCAGUUCACGGACCCGCUCAUCUUCGGUGGUGACGUUCGCGGCAGCGGCGGCGGCUUCCGCCGCAGCGGUUCCGGCCAUGCCACCGACGGCGGCAGCAGCGGCGUCGGCGUCGGCGGCAGUGGUGGCGGGCCUUUCUUCGGCUUCGGGGGCUUCCGUAAUAGCGGCGGCUUCGGCGGCCUCGGCAGCCUUGGGGCGUUCCGUGGCGGCCGAGUCGGCCCAGUAGGAGGUCCCCGGGGUGGUUCCUUAGACUUUGACCCUGACUCGCUACGUAAGUCCACAGAGCCACUCACAGGGGACGAGUUCCAAAAGUUCCUGGAUACCAUCUCGGCUAAUGUCAACUCCGCAGCCAUCACCUCGGCUGCCUUCAAUUUGGCGAGUGGGACUGUUUACACCGUUUCAGGUGCUUUAAGUACGGCAUCCGUGGCCCUGUCGCUCGUACCGGCCAUCCCCAACCUUUUCUUCGGAUUGUUCAAUCUGGAGGUCCAGGCCGUCUCGUUCCUUCAGGACCUCCAGGAUAAUUUUCAGGGCCUGUUCCUGGACGAACUAACCAACGUGCUGGCCAGCGUUAACGCCUUGCGGGAGAGGAUCCGCUCGGGUAAGAGCCCCCGGCGGGCGUGUGAGAAACACACGCGUCGAUUUAUUCAGAUGCUGGAGACGCAGCUCGAGCAAAUCCGGACGGUUCGCGCCCUCCUUAAGGAUCUGCAGGAGAACAACCCCAUCGCGGCGGCGCUACAGCGCUCUGGAUCUUCGUUGCAGCAGGCAGGCGCAGAUGCGGCGGCCGGCAAUUUACGAGAGGCAGCCGGGGACCUUCAGGCCGCCCAGGAGGCGCACCAGGAGGCGCAGGACAAGUUCGACGAGGUGACCACCGCCGUCAUCGCGUUGGCCAUGGGUGGCUGA
Molecule: messenger RNA, 1191 nt
Organism: Volvox carteri f. nagariensis
Lineage: Eukaryota; Viridiplantae; Chlorophyta; Chlorophyceae; Chlamydomonadales; Volvocaceae
Exons: 6
Coding region: 1-1191 (396 amino acids)
Source: RefSeq, a predicted model, not a curated record